Molecule: messenger RNA, 2097 nt
Organism: Myotis brandtii (Brandt's bat)
Lineage: Eukaryota; Metazoa; Chordata; Mammalia; Chiroptera; Vespertilionidae
Gene: SLCO6A1
Product: solute carrier organic anion transporter family, member 6A1
Exons: 14
Coding region: 1-2097 (698 amino acids)
Biological process (GO): transmembrane transport; sodium-independent organic anion transport
Cellular component (GO): membrane
Molecular function (GO): protein binding
Source: RefSeq, a predicted model, not a curated record
AUGCAGUCGCUCGCCCAGCCCCAGUCCCAGCGGGAGCGCCCCAGCCUCAGCCGGAGCCCUCAGGCCGUGCAGGGAGCCCCCGUGCAAGAGGAGCGCCAAGCCCCGCAGUCAGAGGUCCCGCAGGCUGAGCCUGCAGACAGCUCAGCGUUCAUGGGAAGCGCCUGGAAAAUGGGUGUUCUUACAGAUAGCGUGAUCAGGUUUAAAAAACCGAAAAGGAAAAAGGCUAGGGCCAUAGCCCCCCUGACCAAGAAGCCGGAAGAACAGAAUGAAACUCUGAAGGAGCAGCGCGGCUUGUGCUGUAUGGUUAUUCCCAGUUGUAUGGUGCUUGGUCUUAUAAAUGUAAGCCUUAACACAUUUCAGAGGGGCAGUGGUCUGAAAACCAUUGAAAAUAUUGUGUUGUCAUCGAGUUUUGAUAUUUCAUCUUGCCUGGUAGUAGUGUUUAUAGCAUACUAUGGAAGGAAAGGAAACAUUCUAAAAUGGAUUACAGUUUCCUCCUUUUUAGUAGGAUUUGGAUCACUUUUAUUUGCUUUUCCACACUUUCAUGGUGAAAGUUAUCAGUUGGACAUAGAAAUUGAAGAUAUUUGCAAAGAAAAGAAGAUUUCCGAUGAUUGCAAGAAAUCCUUUCCAAUCUAUGCAAAGUAUGUAACUUUCAUCAUGCUUGGGCUGACUGUGCAGGGAAUAGCAGGAAUGCCUCUUUAUAUCCUUACAGUACCCUUUCUUGAUGACAGCAUUGACGAACACUCAAUUGGUACUUAUCUAGGCAUGCUGGAAGCUUCACUAACAGUUGGAUAUGCUUUGGGUUAUGCAAUAGCAGCACCGCUGGUUACCAACCCUAAGAGAAGUACUUCUAAUAUAACAGUUGAUGGCGGUGAUAAUAAUGAACACUGGUUACAUACUUGGUGGAUUCGCUUUGUUUUUGUCACAGUUAUGGCAUGGUCUACAUUAAUAGCAUUUUUAUGCUUUCCACGGCAUAUAAAAGGUACAGGAAAGAUAACAACAUCUGAGAGACAAGAAAAGCAUCAACCAUUCGACAAAAAGUAUAAAGAUCAGGAAUUUGGAACUAGUAUCAGUGGUUUAUUUGCUUCUAUUUGGAUUCUGGUGAAGACUCCAAUGUUUGUAUUUCUAGCUCUGACCAGAGCUUCAGACUUUUUACUUAUAAUUGGAGCUUCUGCAUUUUUGCCUAAAUAUAUAGAAAAUCAGUUUAUAUUAACACCUAGUCAGGCAACUACACUUUCAGGACUUGUUUUAAUUCCAGGAGGUGCUUUUGGCCAGCUUCUGGGAGGUGUCAUUGCUUCCAAGUUACAGAUGUAUUGUAAAGGCCGUAUGAGCUUUACAAUGGUUACAUCUGCUAUAUCACUUGUACUGGUUACGCUUACAAUGUUUGUACGCUGUGAACCAAUGCCAUUUGCUGGGAUCACUGAAGAUUAUAACGGAACAGGGCAGUUGGGAAACCUGACAGCCCCUUGCAAUUCUCAUUGUAAAUGCUCAUCUUCAUUUUAUUUUGCUGUAUGUGGAAGAGACGAUAUUGGAUAUUUUUCUCCUUGCUUUGCAGGCUGUAAUAAAUCUAAAACAUUUAAUAAUGAGAAGACAUAUUUCAGUUGUUCUUGCAUUGAUGAAGGAAUAGCAAUUUCAGAUGAGCAAGGUGAUUUUAUUGAUGCCAACGCUGGGGCAUGUGUAUCAAGUUGCUAUAAAUUACCUAUGUUCAUUGUUUUUGUCUUUUCUACGAUUCUAUUUGCUUGUUUUUCUGUUAUACCGAACAUGCUGACCAUCCUUCGGACUGUACCUGACAAACAACGUUCUCUGGCCUUGGGUUUGACCUAUAUGAUUGUGAGAACUUUUGGUGCUAUACCUGGACCAAUAGUUUUUAAUAAGCUAGUAGAAAAUUCUUGUACCUUUCGGGAUAGUGGACACUGUGGAAACACAGAAAGUUGUUGGAUCUAUAACGUGAAAAAAAUGGCCUACCUAUAUUUAGGAAUGUGUUUUUUUUGCAAACUAUCUACCAUCUUCUUCACUUCUAUUGCAUUUGCCCUACGCAAAUAUUUAUUAAAGGAAAACAGUGUUAUCCUCACUACAACUUUUCUGGAACGGGAGGAUUAA